ACAGUGGAGGGGGUUGUGGGUCAGGAGGUGAAAAGGUCACGCGCAUUGAUCUGGUUAUAUAAACUGAUUACGCAGCAUCAGCUUACUACAGCCGCUGCAGACAUCGCCUACAACCACAAAGAUGGACACUGGUCAAGGUUCCAUGGGCCCUAUACGCCGUUCUAGGCGAAGGGCGGCUAUAAACCAUAGGGUCGUCUCUACACGGCGACGACAAAACCCUUCAGGGGUUGAACCUGCACUUCCUACGCAGACUGAGGGGGAACAAACACAGAAUGAUGCAGCUGUCCGGCCGGCCCCUGCAUUCCCUUCUACCAGCGACAUAGCUGCAGAGGUACUGCGGCUCAUGAUGGAGAAGGGUGUAACUUUCACUCCACAAGGGCCACAGCCAUCAAAUAUGACAGCCCCAACUAUGCCCCUACCUACACAUUCGGGUACCACAGCAGGUUUGGAGCAAUCCUCCUCUACCAAUCAGUCACAGGCUACAAAUAUGCCGGCCUCAUGGGUGACAUUACCUCAUUCUGCUACUGCAGCCUUCGCACAACAAUCCUCAACCAGGCCCUUGCAGCCAUCUGUUUUAGCAACACCUACUGCCUCCAAUCUACCAACCAGACAACUACUGCCGUCUACUUCCCUACAAACAACUCCACCAGUCCUGGACCCCUACAGUCUCCAGUCACCCAUCCAAAAUGCAGUUGCAGGUUUUACAGGUACAGAUACAUGUUUACCCCAUACUCCUGCUUACAGUAGCAUUUCCCGACCUCUGGACGUGCACUUAGAUUCCAAAAUUAAAGCCAAAAUUAUGUGCAAUGAAUUUGUGGAAUUUGGGGCAUUGCUCUCCACCAAAUCGCACCCUGAUCAAUUCCAGCUUCAAGUUCAGGGAAACAACCUAUCUUUGGUACCCAAUACAAAAAAAAUCCAAAUUAAAACCACUGAACAAUGGGUCCAAGCCUUCCACAUUUUCGUUUCGGUUUAUGUUCAGGCACACCCCACUCAAACUGUCAGUCUUUUGAAAUAUGCUGACACAAUCCAAACAUUGUCCAGACGGUCGGGUUUUGCUGCCGCUAUGUUUUACGAUAAUAAUUUCCGAAAAUGGCUUCAGGUCAACCAAGCCAUGCCAUGGGAUGAGCUCAAUAACGAGCUCUAUAUGCAGGCACUGGGUAUCGGAUUAAAGUCUGUCCAAAAGGCUUCACAACACACAGCUCAACAGCCCUUUCCUGCUAACAACCCCAACAUGUUCCAAAAAGGAAAAUGUUGGGAUUUCCUCAAAACUGGAAUAUGCUCGAGAGGGUCCAACUGCAAGUUCCUCCAUGCAUGCUCAAAAUGUGGAGGACAGCAUGGUCCUCAACAAUGUAGGAAGGGAGCUGACUUCAGUGGGGGGAAGGGUACAAUACAAUUCAAGUUCAAUUUCUAG
Messenger RNA from Mizuhopecten yessoensis (Yesso scallop), 1411 nucleotides. RefSeq lists its product as uncharacterized. The transcript is spliced from 2 exons. Gene Ontology annotation, molecular function: metal ion binding. The record is from RefSeq and is a predicted model, not a curated record. The coding region runs from base 122 to 1411 and encodes 429 amino acids. NCBI's taxonomy places the organism in Eukaryota, Metazoa, Mollusca, Bivalvia, Pectinida, Pectinidae.